This is a messenger RNA of Striga asiatica, 2051 nucleotides long. Lineage: Eukaryota; Viridiplantae; Streptophyta; Magnoliopsida; Lamiales; Orobanchaceae. The record is from the annotation of a GenBank genome assembly.
AUGCAUGGGCCUAGCCGCCUGAGCAACGGGGUGAGCUCCUUAUCUCCGCCGGCGUCUCCCCGCCACCGCGGCAGCCGUGGCAAGACCAACGCCAGCGCCACCGCCGGCGGCGGCGGCGGGAACUUCCGUGGAAACGGCGCUGCUGCUGGUGGUGGUGGUGGGAGGGCGGAUGUGAAAAAUGUGAUGGAGGGGAUUGGGUAUUUAUUGAUUUCAUCAUUGUAUAGGAGAAGGGGGGUGCUUUUGUUUGCCCCUUUGCUGUAUAUUUCUGGAUUGCUAAUGUAUAUGGGCAUAGUGGGAUUUGAAUCUGAAAAUAAUAAUGGUGGUGUCAGUGACGUUGUCGGGCCGGGCUCAGUGUACCGGAGCCCUCAGGUUUUUGAGAAGCUAUGGCCUUUUAUGGAGGCUGAAAGAUUGUUUGAGCACAAUUUAGUUGAAACUGAAAUGAGUGGGAAAAUAUGUCCUGAAAUGAGAAUGUCAAUGAGUGAUUUUGUAAUCCUUCUAUUAAUGAAUGUUUGGAAUCCAAAGUUGGGUCAAGGUUGGAAGCCUUGUAUCAAGCAGAUUGUAUCCUAUUCAGGCAUCUCAGAGUUUCCAAAGUCAAACGGUUUCCUAAUAAUUGAAGCAAAUGGAGGAUUAAACCAACAAAGAUUAUCGAUUUGUGAUGCAGUGGCAGUGGCUGGUUUGCUGAAUGCUACACUUGUUAUUCCCAUAUUUCAUUUAAAUAGUGUGUGGAAAGAUUCCAGAAAUCACGUUAACGUGGUUAGACAACUUCCUGAAGAUAUACUCCAGCAAUUUGAUAACAAUAUAAGCAACAUAGUGAAUUUGCGGGUAAAAGGAUGGUCAAGCCCAAAGUUUUAUCUUGAAAAGGUUCUACCGAAGCUGGUGGAGUUAAAGGCUGUCCGUAUAGCGCCUUUCUCAAACAGAUUGGCUCAUGCAGUCCCUCCAUAUAUCCAAGGGCUUAGAUGCCUAUGCAAUUUUGAAGCACUCAGAUUUUCGGGACCCAUACGAAUGCUAGCCGCCAAGAUGGUCGAUCGGAUGGUGAAAAAUAGUACUAAAAGUGGGGGGAGAUACAUAUCUGUACACCUUCGAUUUGAAGAGGAUAUGGUUGCAUUCUCCUGUUGCAUAUAUGAUGGAGGUGAAGAUGAAAAGCGUGAAAUGGACUUCAUUCGGGAGAGAAGUUGGAGAGGGAAAUUUAGGAGAAGAGGCCGAGUAAUAAGACCCGGCGCAAAUCGUGUGGAUGGGAAAUGCCCUUUAACACCCCUCGAGGUUGGAAUGAUGCUUAGGGGCAUGGGAUUUGAUAACAACACCUCUCUAUUUGUUGCUGCUGGAAAGAUUUACAAAGUUGAGAAGCAUAUGGCUCCUUUAAAACAAAUGUUUCCCCGUCUCGAGACUAAAGAUACUCUGGCUUCCCCCGAAGAGCUUGCUCCAUUUGUGGGGUACUCGUCGAGAUUGGCGGCCCUAGACUAUACAGUUUGCCUCCAUAGUGAAGUUUUUGUCACGACACAAGGUGGUAAUUUCCCCCAUUUCUUGGUGGGCCACAGGCGCUAUGUCUAUGAAGGGCACGCCAAAACAAUAAAGCCCGAUAAGAGGAAGUUAGCCCAAUUGUUCGAUAAGCCGAGCAUCAAAUGGCAAGAUUUUAAGCGGCAAAUGCAAGAUAUGCUUCACCACAAUGACGUCAAGGGCAAAGAGAUGAGAAAGCCGAGUAGCUCACUCUACAUGCACCCCAUGCCCGAUUGCAUGUGUAGAAAGUCGGACUUCAAAACCGAGUUGAGUAACACGACAAAAACUGCCUAAGAGUAUACGUAGGUUCGUAGCGUGUUUGUUUCACUAUAGCUGUUUCGUAUAGUUUAUCCACACGUAUAGCAAUUUUCGAUUAAGUUAAUUUGUAGAUUGUAACAUCGAUAUAUAGAAUUCGAUUAUGCCUUAAGCGAAACGAUUUCUUUCCACUUCAAGCUUCUCAGGUUUCAAAUCUGUUUGCUUUUGCUUUGUAAUGGGUACAGUUUUGUAUGGUAAUGAAAAUCAUUCUUUGUGUAUGGAUGUUUCUUUAUGCCUUUUUC